AUGUCGGUGGACAACAGUGAAUGCCCUAGCCCACCCAAACUCCACAGGUUACUUCCAUCACUACCACCUCUCCCUUCCACAGUAAAAGAACCAUCAACAUUGUACCAGAUUGUUGUCAAAAAUGGCACUCAUCCACCCAUUAUGGAUGAUAUGUCUUGGACAUUGGCAUCUCCAUUUAAAGAACAAAAGCAUUCAGUAAAACCAAGUGACUCCAUUGUGAAUGAUGAUUAUGAGUUCAGCCUACGGAAAGCAAUUGUGGAUUACAUCUUGAAGGAUCCCAAAGAAAAGGCGCGUCUCCAUAUUGCUUGGAUACCCCAAUCUUUCCCUCAGAGAGUAAUCCGGUCACCUGUUCCAUGGCACUUUACUUAUAUUCAAAUGAAGGAAUUCAACAAACAAUGUUUAUUCUAUUUUUUGAAAUUUCUGGAAAUUCAUAUUAAAAUAGAUAGUUACCAAGAUCUAAUGAAUGAAAUUGCCCUGUUGUAUAUCACAGUGCCACUUAGUAUGUUCUGUCUGGAUAGUACUGAGUUAAAUGAGAGCCUGCAUAACAAAGCCAAUAAUCUGAAACAGCGCAUAAUAUCCUUUGAGGUAGAUGAGAAUAGGAGAAUCAACAAAAGUAUCUGUAAGAGAUAUGAUGAAAUAAGUGAUAAAGUCAGUAUUAUUCCAACCACUACAAAAGAAUUGGUGGAAACACAGGCAUUCCUUCAACAAAUUAUGAGUUCAGAUGAGAUGAAAGCCAAUGUGGAACACUUGGACUAUUUACAUAAAAAUUUAGAGGCAGCCCAAAAUGAAUUAGAUGAUAUUAACACUCAGGAACAAUUACUUGGACUUGAAGAGAUUGGUGUAGCAGCAGCCAAGGAAUAUUCUUUAGAAAAAGCUUUGUCUAAAAUGAAGUCUGAAUGGAAGGAUAUGUAUUUUGAGAUGGUUCCUUACAGAGAAACUGGAAUCUCUAUCUUGAGUGGUAUUGAUGAUAUUCAGUUGCUACUUGAUGAUCACAUUGUGAAAGCACAAACUAUGAAAGGCUCACCAUUCAUAAAACCUUUUGAGAAUGAGAUGAAGGAUUGGGAAGAGAAGUUAGUGAGCAUGUUUGAUAUCAUAGAAGAAUGGUUAAAGGCUUUAACUCACCAUAUUCACUUUCUCUUAUGUUCUUUAAUUCACCACAAUUAG
Molecule: messenger RNA, 1164 nt
Organism: Acanthosepion pharaonis
Lineage: Eukaryota; Metazoa; Mollusca; Cephalopoda; Sepiida; Sepiidae
Source: the annotation of a GenBank genome assembly